CCGCGGCGCCAGCAAGCUAGAGAACGAGAUCGCUGCGAGCGAGCGCGGCGAGCACCACCAUGGCGGGGCUCCGGCGCCCGCAGCCCGGCGCCUACCGCCGCACGGCCGCUGCCGUGAACCUUCUGCUGGGCGUCUUCCAGGUCCUGCUGUCCUGCUGCCGUCCGGGAGGGGCUCAGGGACAAGCGUUUGAGCCCUUGCCGAACGUGGUGGAGCUGUGGCAGGCAGAAGAAGGGGAACUCCUGCUGCCCACUCAGGGUGAUUCUGAAGAGGAUUUGGAGGAGCCUUCUCAAGAACAGAGCUUCCCAGAUAAACUGUUUAUUGGAAAAGGCUUACAUUUUCAGCCGUCAGUUCUAGAUUUUGGAGUACAGUUCCUGGGACACCCUGCAGCGAAGCUUCUCCAUGCGUACAACCCCAGUAGGGACAGCGAGGUGGUGGUGAACUCGGUGUUUACAGCUGCUAGACAUUUCCACGUGCCGCCUGUCCACUGCAGGGUGAUUCCAGCAAUGGGGAAAACGUCCUUCAGAAUUAUUUUCUUACCUACUGAAGAAGGAAGCAUUGAAAGCUCUUUAUUUAUUAAUACCUCCUCACACGGAGUCUUUUCCUAUCAUGUAUCUGGAGUGGGCACUCGCAGAGUCUCUACGGGAGGGUCUGCGGAGCAGCUGCCGAACUCAUACUUUCUGCUUCCGCAAGUCCAAAGUAUUCAGCUUUCGCAGACACAGGCAGAGACCACUAAUACCAGCCUCCUGCGGGUGCAACUGGAAUGCAGUUUACAUAAUAAAGUGUGUCAGCAAUUAAAGAGUUGCUAUCUGGGAUCUGAUGACGUAUUACACUGGGAGAUGAACAUCAUUGUAGCAGUGGAAAACUCCUCAAAGCAGCCUGAAGAGAACACUCAAGCGCUGUUAGAUCACCUCUCUAUUGUUUAUGUAGCCACUGAUGAGUCUGAGAGCUCAGAUGAAUCCGCAGUAAAUAUGUAUGUCCUGCAUUCAGGAAACAGCCUCAUCUGGAUACGGGAUAUACAUCAUUUCUCACAGAAAAAUGUCCUGUCUCUGCAGUUUGAACCAGUACUGCUAUCUACGUCCACAACAAACUUCACAAAAAUUGCCUCAUUUACUUGCAAAGCAGGUACCUCUUGUGACAGUGGAAUUGUGGGUUUGAGGAAAAGAAAAGACAGCCCAGCAAUGAAAGCCUGCCUGUCCUCUCCUGUGCUUCAAGGGUAUUUCCGAGUGGAUGCCUCCACAGCCCAGUUUCACAUAGAGAGUCAUGAGACUGCAACAGGAGUGUGGUCAGUAUGGUACCGCAGCCAUUUCGACCAGAGCAUUGUAUUAAAAGAUGUGUUUGUUUCCAAGGAGACCAAGCACAUUUUAAAGGUUCUGAGUUUCCGUGGCCCUCUAUUUCUGCCCCCUGGCUGUUGGAAUAUAUUUUCUCUGAAACUUGCUGUUAAAGGCAUUGUCCUAAACCUGUUCACCAAUGUAUUUCUGACUACUAACACAGGGGCCGUCUUUUCAAUACCUCUGCAGAUUUUCUCGGCCCCAACCAAGGAAGGGAGUCUGGGUUUUGAAGUGCUAGCACAUUGUGGCAUGCAUUAUUUCAUGGGAAAAUCAAAACCAGAAAAUCCUAAUUGGGAAAGAAGUCUUUCUCUGGAUCGGACUACCUGGGACGUGGAUUCUGAACUUGCAAAUAAGCUGUAUGAAAGAUGGAAGAAAUAUAAAAAUGGUGAUGCUUGCAGAAGAAACGUUUUGGGAAUGGCUCAGUUUGCAUUUGCAAAGAAAUCCAAGGAAGCAGAGCUGCUUGUCUCCUUCCUGCCCCGGGUACUCCUGGAUCCUGGCCUUGUGUUGAACUUCAGUGCCACUGCCCUCAGGAGCAGCGUGGUGAAAUACUUUGUGGUGAGGAACCCGUCUCCUCGGCCUGUCUCCCUGCAGUUGCUGCCUCUCUCCCUGUACCCGAGACCUGAAGCCGCAGUGCGCCUGCUGCACAAAUGGUUUGGCACAGAUAUGCAGACGGUUAAUCUCUCAACUGGUGAAUUCCAGCUCACCAAAGCUUGCCCUUACCAGGGUGAGCCUUCUGAGGAGCCCCGUUUGGGCGCUCUUCACGUGCACUUGCAGCCUUUGGAAACGAGGAGGGUUGGUGUCGUGUUCACACCCGCAGACUAUGGGAAAGUCACCUCCCUCAUCCUGAUCAGGAAUAACUUGACUGUCGUGGACAUGGUUGGUGUGGAAGGAUUUGGAGCACAAGAGCUCUUGAAAGUGGGGGGAAGACUUCCUGGUACAGGAGGCUCCCUUCGAUUUAAGGUGCCCGAGUCCACCCUGAUGGAUUGUCAUCGACAACUGAAAGACAGCAAGCAGAUUUUAUCUAUUACAAAGAACUUCAAAGUUGAGAAUAUCGGACCUCUUCCCAUAACUGUGACAUCUUUGAAAAUCAAUGGGUAUGACUGCCAGGGUUAUGGAUUUGAAGUGCUAGAUUGCCAUCCGUUUUCACUGAGCCCGAACACGUCCCGAGACAUCAGCAUCGUGUUUACUCCGGACUUUACUUCUUCCUGGGUCAUUCGUGAGCUGACGCUGGUCACUGCAGCAGACCUAGAGUUCCACUUCACACUCAACGUGACCCUCCCUCACCACAUGCUACCCUUGUGUGCAGAGGUGGUUCCAGGCCCCAGCUGGGAGGAGUCCUUUUGGAGGCUCACUGUCUUCUUUGUCAGUUUGUCCCUGCUCGGUGUAAUUUUAAUAGCCUUCCAACAAGCACAGUACAUUUUGAUGGAAUUCAUGAAAACAAGACAGAGGCAAAAUGGCAGCUCUUCACAGCAGAGCGGUGACCCAGUGGAUAUGAUCAGCUCCCGUUCUCACAAAAGCACUUGCAAGAACUUCCUCGACACAUACAGCCCAUCUGAUAAAGGCAGAGGGAAGAGCUGCCUUCCCGUGAGCCCGCCCCUGAGCAGGCUCCAGAAUGCUGCCAAGAGGAGCCCGGCCACCUAUGGUCAUUCUCAGAAGAAGCAUAAGUGCUCCUUCUACUACAGCAAACAGAAACCCAGUGCGGCUGCGGCCAGCAGUGCCAACGUUACCACUGAGGAGAAGCAGACUGUGACCCUGGCGAGCUCCCCGUCUGCGGCCAAGGAAGACAUUUGCACUAAUGUCCUCAGUGAGAACUGGGUCAGCCUCAGAUACACCAGUGGUGUGAAUGGCAGCUUACAGAAGAAUUUAAGCCUUCCCAAAACUGUACUGAACAAAGAGGAAAGCUCACUGAAAAACACAAUUGUCAAUAAUACUUCUUCAGAAUGUAGUAUGAAGGAGGGAGUACAGACAUGUGUGUUUCCUAAGGAAACUGACAUUAACAGUUCAGAAAAUGUGGCUGAGCUCAAGGAACCAGAGCCCUGUCCACACAAGACUUCUAAGAAGCCACCUGAAAGUACUUUGCCCAAAACCCCACCUCAGUACCCUCAGUCAGACUUGCCAGAAGUUUCCAGGAAACAUGGAAAUAACCAGCAAGUGCCUGUCAAGAAUGAAGUGGACAGCUUUGAAACUGUGAAAGCAGCUGAUACAAAGCUGUCUUCAGGAAAGAAGACGCAGAGGGCAUCUCCAGAGGACACGUGCUCUGAGAAGCAGGACACGCCUUCAGCAGAGCAAGAAGAUCCUUACAGGAAGAGGAAGCUUCAGGAGAAAAGAGAAGGAAGCACACAAACCCUCAAUUGGAAUAAAACUCGAACGUGUAGGAAAAAUAAGAAAAGGGCCUCUGCCCAGGCCUCCAGUUCUCCCAGGCCUUCCGAACAGAGCGAACAGAGGCUUGUCUGCAGUGAUGUCAGAAGCUGGUGUGCACAGGACAGCGCUGGGGAGACUUGUAAAGUUGGCACGGAAAUUGCGGGCAGCUCCCCUGGACGGAGAGAGGAGGACAGUUACUACCUGAAGUCUGAGAAGAAGUGUGCAGACAAGUCUUGCUCGGACUCUAGCUCUGACUGGGGCAGCUCCUCUGGCAGUGUGCGGGCCAGCCGGGGCAGCUGGGGCAGCUGGAGCAGUAGCAGCUCCGACUGCGACAGGAGGCCCGUGGUGGACAUACAGCAGUUCCUGCCACCUGGAGACGGUGCUUCCCCACAGGAUUUCUCUUCAGAAGCUUCUGUCCCCUUGAGCCUCCCACAGCAUGUCUGCAGCUCCAUAGAUGUGAGUGGCCUGUCUGAGUUCACAGAGUCCUCCUGUCCUGGUCUUCCUGCCACACCUGCAGGUGCUGGAGAAGAGAAAGGUCUGUAUCCAGCUGGAGGCCUGUGGCCUUCCCAGCCAGUGUGUCUGACCAGCGGCUUCAGCUGCACAGUGGAGAAUGGUGCCCCGGGGGUGUCGCAGGAGCCCACCUCCAUCCCUGACAGCGGUUUCAUCGAUUGGAGCGCAUCCUGUGAAGGCCAGUUUCCCAGUGUGUACUGCCCUCUGGAGCUGACGGACUACAAUGCCUUUCCAGGAGAAAACAUGAAUUACACCAAUGGCUUCCCCUGCUCCUCGAAAGUUCAGACGGACUUCCUUGGCCACAGCAACCCCUCUACCUGGAGCCCUCCGGCCAGCAUGCCCGCUGCCUGGGGCCACGCCAGUGUCGUCAACUCUCCAUCCUACCUCACAAGCACCCGAAGUUUGUCUCCCAUGUCUGGACUUUUUGGUUCCAUCUGGGCCCCACAAAGUGACGUGUAUGAAAACUGCUGCCCCGUCAGUCCUGCCACAGAGCACUCAACCCACAUGGAAAACCAGGUCAUGUGCAAGGAGUACUACCUGGGCUUCAACCCAUUUCGUGCCUACAUGAACCUGGACAUAUGGACUAGCACAGCAAAUCGCAAUGCCAACUUCCCCCUGUCCAGAGACUCCAGCUACUGCGGGAACGUGUGAGGGACUGAGUUUCGAGCAGUGUGAAUAAAGGGCCUUGUGUUUUGAUUCCUAGCGUAAACUGGUUGUUGCGAUAGAGUACAACAUUGGUGGAUAUUUUGGCACUUUUAUAUAAAAAUAAAUGUUUUGUUUGUUUGUU
This is a messenger RNA of Apodemus sylvaticus (European woodmouse), 4986 nucleotides long. RefSeq names its product transmembrane 131 like (gene Tmem131l). Lineage: Eukaryota; Metazoa; Chordata; Mammalia; Rodentia; Muridae. Bases 60 to 4850 code for a protein of 1596 amino acids. The transcript is spliced from 35 exons. The record is from RefSeq and is a predicted model, not a curated record. Gene Ontology annotation, cellular component: membrane.